Molecule: messenger RNA, 729 nt
Organism: Fusarium keratoplasticum
Lineage: Eukaryota; Fungi; Ascomycota; Sordariomycetes; Hypocreales; Nectriaceae
Exons: 3
Coding region: 1-729 (242 amino acids)
Source: RefSeq, a predicted model, not a curated record
AUGGAUCUCAAUAUGGAAUCUGCUUAUGAGCCUUACUCUCACCAAGGACGCUUCCAUGAAGCAGAGCACCGUUCUGGUGACAAGUUGUUUGCCGCCAUCUCAGAUCAGCAGCUACUUCUUAAGCGAAAGAAGGCCGACCAGGGAACCCAACGAACUAUCGAGGGACUUCGACUCGUUUUGAGAGUUACCGAACUACUUCUUGACUUGAGCACAUUGGCAUUGAUGCUCCAUGCUGCUAUCGUGUGGUGGACAACGCGCAACAAGAUUGUCGACAAUGGGUCUGGUUGGAGAGUUAUUCAAUGGCUUCACACGGAUAUGAGGCCGACAUGGACCAUGAUGGGCGUCGCGGUCGGCACUACUUUGGCCCAUGUGGUAUCUCUCAUCACACAGUGUAGGAAGUUCCGUUCCAUGCGCGAAGGCGCGUGGCGUACGCGAGCAGUCUACGCCAGAUCGACAUUCAUCACGGCUGCUUGGUCUGCUGCGCUGGCCUACUUCAAGAUGUCCAACGAAAAUGCCAAAAAGACGCGCCAUUGGGACCUCUGGUCUUGGACUUGCAAUGUCCGAGAUGAGCAGGGCGAGAUUCCCUGGAACUCGUUGUGCACCGAGAUGAACUAUUGCUUCAUUGCCUGUCUGGUGGCUGUACCGAUGGAGGUUAUUGGGCUCAUCAUCUUCAUCCUUUCUCACCAGAGUUCCAAGCGUCGGGGCAAGUAUGGAGUGCUCAAGGGCUAA